Erinaceus europaeus (western European hedgehog) is the source of this 2058-nucleotide messenger RNA. RefSeq names its product paired box 3 (gene PAX3). Gene Ontology annotation, molecular function: RNA polymerase II cis-regulatory region sequence-specific DNA binding; DNA-binding transcription factor activity, RNA polymerase II-specific. Lineage: Eukaryota; Metazoa; Chordata; Mammalia; Eulipotyphla; Erinaceidae. The transcript has 9 exons. Bases 304 to 1758 code for a protein of 484 amino acids. Gene Ontology annotation, biological process: regulation of transcription by RNA polymerase II; anatomical structure development. The record is from RefSeq and is a predicted model, not a curated record.
UGUGCCCCCAGGCCGCGGGGCCCCUCGCCCUCAACUUUUCCUCCCUGGGCUCGGGAGCUCGGACUUGUGGGGGCUUCCCUGUGCGCCCCAUUUCCCCAGCCUGGGUCUGAACCCCAAGAGGACAGACCUUCUCCAUCCACCCUCCGCCUCUCUCUCUCCCCGCAGCCUUCUUUUUUUGGAGGGGGGGGGACGGCGGAGGUGCUUUGCUCGCUCGGAGGGACCGGGCCAGGGUUUCCCGCGCCUCGCUCGCCUCUCGGAUCUCGCCCCUCUUGGAUUUAACCGGCUGGCGAAGCUGCCCCCAGGAUGACCACGCUGGCCGGCGCCGUGCCCAGGAUGAUCCGGCCGGGUCCCGGGCAGAACUACCCGCGCAGCGGCUUCCCGCUGGAAGUGUCCACUCCUCUGGGCCAGGGCCGAGUCAACCAGCUCGGUGGAGUCUUCAUCAACGGCAGGCCGCUCCCCAACCACAUCCGCCACAAGAUCGUGGAGAUGGCCCACCACGGCAUCCGGCCCUGUGUCAUCUCCCGCCAGCUGCGUGUGUCCCAUGGCUGCGUCUCUAAGAUCCUGUGCAGGUACCAGGAGACCGGUUCCAUCAGGCCUGGCGCCAUCGGCGGCAGCAAGCCCAAGCAGGUGACAACACCUGACGUGGAGAAGAAAAUCGAGGAAUACAAAAGAGAGAACCCGGGUAUGUUCAGCUGGGAAAUUCGAGACAAAUUACUCAAGGACUCGGUCUGCGAUCGGAACACAGUACCCUCAGUGAGCUCCAUUAGCCGCAUCCUGAGGAGUAAAUUCGGGAAAGGCGAAGAGGAGGAGGCCGACCUGGAAAGGAAGGAGGCUGAAGAGAACGAGAAAAAGGCAAAACAUAGUAUCGACGGCAUCUUAAGCGAGCGAGCCUCAGCACCUCAGUCUGACGAAGGCUCUGACAUCGACUCUGAACCAGAUCUGCCGCUAAAGAGGAAACAGCGUCGGAGCCGAACGACCUUCACAGCAGAACAGCUGGAAGAAUUGGAGCGAGCUUUUGAGAGGACGCACUACCCUGAUAUCUAUACCAGAGAGGAACUGGCCCAGCGGGCGAAGCUCACCGAGGCCCGAGUACAGGUCUGGUUUAGCAACCGCCGCGCAAGAUGGAGGAAGCAAGCUGGGGCCAAUCAACUGAUGGCUUUCAACCAUCUCAUUCCGGGGGGAUUCCCUCCCACUGCUAUGCCAACUCUGCCAACAUACCAGCUGUCGGAGACCUCUUACCAGCCCACAGCGAUUCCACAAGCCGUGUCGGAUCCCAGCAGCACUGUCCACAGACCUCAGCCGCUUCCUCCAAGCACUGUACACCAAAGCACUAUUCCUUCGAACCCAGACAGCGGCUCUGCCUACUGCCUCCCCAGCACCAGGCAUGGAUUUUCCAGCUAUACAGACAGCUUUGUGCCUCCGUCCGGGCCCUCCAACCCCAUGAACCCCGCCAUCGGCAAUGGCCUUUCACCUCAGGUAAUGGGACUCUUGACCAACCACGGUGGGGUACCCCAUCAGCCCCAGACCGACUAUGCUCUCUCGCCUCUCACCGGGGGACUGGAACCAACCACCGCGGUGUCAGCCAGCUGCAGUCAGAGACUAGACCAUAUGAAGAGCUUGGACAGUCUACCUACAUCUCAGUCUUAUUGUCCACCUACCUACAGCACCACAGGCUAUAGUAUGGACCCUGUCACAGGCUACCAAUAUGGGCAGUAUGGACAAAGUGCCUUUCAUUAUCUCAAGCCAGAUAUUGCAUAAGUGAACUGUCCACUUGGAGCUAAAUCUGGCCCUGUUUCCGGUCUCCACAGCCUGGACAUGAAGGAUCUUCUCAGAGGAAAAAAUAAAUCACCCUUUUGGGGGGUGGUCUGGACAGGAGGCCGUGGAGAGUGAUUGAUUUUCUUUCUCCUGUAGUCAGUUUCAAAUUCUUUUUUUUUUUUGAACGUGUUGGACAAAAAGUCAUGGAGGGAAGGGAGACUCAGAACAAUAAAAGAGAAAUGCAACAUUUUUCAGGCAAUGGUAUAACAUGGUUGUAAGGUCAAAAGAUUCCAACUCUUCAGU